CUCCCGGGGGCUCCGCGCCCCCGCGCCCAGGUCCCUCCCCCUUGGCGGGCGCUCACAGGCCGCGCGGGCAGCGCGAGCCCCGGAGCCCCCGGCGGCCUGUGCGCCCCGAACCGGCAUGGACCCGGAGCGCUGCGCGCCUUUCGGCGUGGGGCCCGGGCCUGGCCCCUACGCGGCCGCCGGGGACGAACCUCCCGGCUCCCAGGGAACCCCCGCCGCCGCGCCUCACCUGCAUCCCGCGCCACCCCGCGGCCCGCGGCUGACCCGCUUUCCGGCCUGCGGGCCCCUGGAGCCCUACCUCCCGGAGCCGGCCAAGCCGCCCUCCAAGUACCUGCAGGACCUCGGGCCCGGCCCGGCGCUCAACGGCGGCCACUUCUACGAGGGCCCAGAGGAAGCUGAGGAGAAGGCCUCCAAAGCUGCCAGCUUCCCCCAGCUGCCCUUGGACUGCCGAGGGGGCCCCCGAGACGGGACCUCUAACUUGCCAGGCUCCCCAGGCCCCUGCCUUGCCAGCCUGCGUGUCCCUCUGUCCCCGGGACUCCCUGACUCCAUGGAGCUGGCCAAGAACAAGAGCAAGAAGCGCCGGAACCGCACAACCUUCAGCACGUUCCAGCUGGAGGAACUGGAGAAAGUCUUCCAGAAAACCCACUACCCUGAUGUAUAUGCCCGGGAACAGCUGGCUCUGCGCACGGACCUGACCGAGGCCCGAGUACAGGUCUGGUUUCAGAACCGCAGAGCCAAGUGGCGGAAGCGUGAGCGUUAUGGGAAGAUCCAGGAGGGGCGGAACCCCUUCACGUCUGCCUAUGACAUCUCCAUGCUGCCCCGGACCGACAGCCAUCCCCAGCUGCAGAACUCCCUGUGGCCCAGUUCAGGGUCUGGGAGCCCCGGGGGUCCUUGCCUCGUGAGUCCAGAGGGCGUCCCCUCCCCAUGCAUGUCUCCAUACUCCCACCCUCAUGGGAAUGUGGCUGGCUUCAUGGGGGUGCCAACCUCUCCUGGAGCCCACCCUGGCAUCUACUCCAUCCAUGGCUUCUCCCCCGCCCUAGGGGGCCACAGCUUUGAGCCUUCUCCGGAUGGCGACUAUAAGUCUCCAAGCCUCAUCUCACUCAGGGUGAAGCCCAAGGAGCCGCCCAGCCUGCUGAACUGGACCACAUGAUCUGUCUCAUGGACAUGCAGACUUGAGCUGCCCAACCCCGUUUCUGCUCCCAGCUGCUCCUACCCCACCCUGGCCUGGAUGCCAGAGAGGACGCACCUCUGCCUCCAAGCCCAGAAGGUUCCUGGAGGCCCCGGCAGAGCAGCUGGGACCCUUAGGCUUCCGCAGGGAACAAGCUACAGAAUCUUUCCUGUUAGAAUAAGGCGAGGCUGCCCAGGAGAAAGGGGGCUUCAAAGCAGGUAGGACUCUUCCUACCACACACUGGGUCCCCUCCCCCAAACUCUGGGCAGGAGGGAAAAAGAUACUGCCCUGCUUCCUUCAGACUUCCUUCAAACUGUCAACCCUCCAGCUGAAACAACUGGCACCUCAUUCAGGGAAUGCAGGAAAAUGGGAGGAUGAAACAGGUUGAACUAGGCGUUCCUUGCCACUUGGAAACUGGAGGUUGGCAUAGAAGGUACCCCUUCCCCCCUGCUCCACCAUCUCUCCUCGUGUUCUGUGCCCCCUCCUGCAACAUGCUAUGGAAUCCUCUUCCCCUUCCAAGGGUAAGAAAUUCCACCAGAAACCACCAGUAUUUGAAUUCUCUUCCAUGAGAUCAGGCCAGAUCUCCCUUGGUUUACUCAUUGGAUGUUGGUAAGAAAACAGAUUUCCCCAGACUCAGCCCUUGAGAUUCCAAACCCCACUUUUGUAAAAAUACUUUUGUAAAAAAAAAAAAUGUGCUGCCCAGCAUAAUAAUAAAGGUGGCAGUAUUUUUUAU
Cervus elaphus (red deer) is the source of this 1898-nucleotide messenger RNA. It is a transcript of the gene ALX3, whose product is annotated as ALX homeobox 3. Gene Ontology annotation, molecular function: RNA polymerase II transcription regulatory region sequence-specific DNA binding; DNA-binding transcription factor activity, RNA polymerase II-specific. The record is from RefSeq and is a predicted model, not a curated record. Gene Ontology annotation, biological process: regulation of transcription by RNA polymerase II. Bases 116 to 1147 code for a protein of 343 amino acids. Lineage: Eukaryota; Metazoa; Chordata; Mammalia; Artiodactyla; Cervidae. The transcript has 4 exons.